This is a messenger RNA of Aspergillus thermomutatus, 777 nucleotides long. It is a transcript of the gene rsm25, whose product is annotated as mitochondrial 37S ribosomal protein mS23. NCBI's taxonomy places the organism in Eukaryota, Fungi, Ascomycota, Eurotiomycetes, Eurotiales, Aspergillaceae. The record is from RefSeq and is a predicted model, not a curated record. Gene Ontology annotation, molecular function: structural constituent of ribosome. The transcript is spliced from 2 exons. The coding region runs from base 1 to 777 and encodes 258 amino acids. Gene Ontology annotation, cellular component: mitochondrial small ribosomal subunit.
AUGGGCAAAUACAAUUUCACAGCACUUCGGGUUCGCCAAACAGCAUUGCAACAGCAUGCUGCUGGCAAGAUUCGCGCUCCCCCGAAGUGGCUUGAUGUAGUGGCCGACAUUCCACCUGCUCAGGUCCUUGUGCGAAACCAACCGCAACAGCAUCAGCUCGUCCGACAGCGCAUGAAGACGCUUCCCGGUGCCUCGAAGCCGCAGGUCGUCUUCGAGGUUCAAGAGAAACGAAUCAAGCCAAAGAAGGCAAGCCGUAUGUUCUUGCCGACAGAAAUCAAAUAUGAGGAAGAUCAGCUGCGACAGGAAUUCUUCCGUGACCACCCUUGGGAACUUGCUAGACCCCGUGUCCUUGUCGAAAGCACCGGCAAGGAUUCCGAACAUUAUGACUGGAGCCGGCUCCAGCAGCCAGGGAAGAAAUUGGACGGUGAAAGUGUCGUUCAGCGGCAGCUUUGGCUUUUAAACAAUGUUCCCGAUAUGACAAAGAGCGCUGCUUAUGAUAUUGCCCGUCGUGAAUUCUACCGACUACGACUACAAGAAGAUAUUGAACGGCGAGUCGCUGCGGAGGAGGCGGAAGCAACGGGAGCAACAUUCGGGCCCUCUCUUUUGGAGGUUGGCAUGGAGCUGGAGAACCAAGAAUACGAGCGUUGGAAGGCAUGGGCCAAGACAGAAGCGCAAAUGCUGGAACAGAGAACAGCAGCAUUUACCGGUGCUCCAGAGAUUGCCGCCCGUGAUGAUGCUGUGGAAGGGCUUGAAGAAAAGGAGUCACUGCCGGUAUAA